Colletotrichum higginsianum IMI 349063 is the source of this 6780-nucleotide messenger RNA. RefSeq names its product Heat shock protein sti1. The coding region runs from base 1 to 6780 and encodes 2259 amino acids. Gene Ontology annotation, molecular function: cysteine-type deubiquitinase activity; Hsp90 protein binding. Gene Ontology annotation, biological process: ubiquitin-dependent protein catabolic process. The record is from RefSeq and is a predicted model, not a curated record. The transcript has 14 exons. Lineage: Eukaryota; Fungi; Ascomycota; Sordariomycetes; Glomerellales; Glomerellaceae.
AUGCCCGCAGACGGCGUCUACUUCUCCCCCACGGGGAAAAAGACCUUCAUCCCCCUCGAGAACAACCCGGACGUCUUCACCUCCCUCAUCCACGACCUCGGCAUCUCACCGUCGCUCGGCUUUUUCGACGUCUACAGCCUCGACGAGCCGGCCCUUCUGGCACUCGUCCCGCGGCCCGCGUUGGCGCUCAUCUUCAUCGCUCCGGCGCCCAUGUACUACAGCGUCCGCGCCGCCGACGGCACGCGGACCGCGACUGAGGACGGCAUCACCUACAAGGGGGCCGGGCCGCAGGAGCCCGUGACGUGGUUCCGGCAGACCAUCGGCCACGCGUGCGGGCUGUACGCGCUCUUGCACGCCGUCGGCAGCGGGGAGGCGCGCGAGUUCGUGACGGAAGGGUCGUUGAUGGAUCGGCUGCUGAAGGAGGCGGAGCCGUUGGGGUGGGAGGCGAGGGCGGAUGUGUUGUACCGGAGCCAGGAGCUUGAGGAGGCGCACAUGAAGGCCGCGCGGAGGGGGGACACGGCGGCGCCCUCUGCGGAGGAGCAUGUGGGUUAUCACUUUAUCGCGUUUGUCAAGGGCCGGGACGGGCACCUGUGGGAGUUAGAGGGCGGUUCGGACGGGCCUGUGGACCGGGGGUUGUUGGAGGAAGGGGAGGAUAUGCUGAGCGAGAGGGCGCUGGAGAGGGGCGUUAGGAAGUUUCUGGGCUACGCGGACGGGAACUUGGAGUUUAGCAUUAUUGCGCUGGCGAAGACGGAUGUUGUAAUGAUUAUGGUCAUAGAAGUUGUCCCUUCUCAUCACGGCAACAUGUCCCAUUGUUGUACUUCGACAUACAACCACUCACCAACAUUGACCGAGAUUCACUACUUGACCGAACUCACACCGUCCACCUUACACACCGAGAGCUUGGGUACCGAAGUACCAAGGGAAACCUACCUUACACCAAAACAAGAGCGGGGCAGCUGCCGCUCAGCCUUGAACCCCUCCAUCCGCACGGUCCAGCUUCUGGCCCCGCCUGUCCAAUCAGCACCCGGUGCCGCUCCAACCAUCGAAACAGCUAGAAGCCCGGAAAUCAAUAUGGCUUCCGCAGACGAGCUCAAGGCUCUCGGCAACAAGGCCAUUGCCGAAAAGAACUUUGACGAGGCCGUCGCCAAGUUCACCGAGGCCAUCGAGCUCCAGCCUGAAAACCACAUCCUCUACAGCAACCGCUCCGCCGCCUACGCUUCCAAGAAGGACUGGCAACACGCUCUGGAAGAUGCCAAGAAGACGACCGAGCUCAAGCCCGACUGGGCCAAGGGCUGGGGACGCCUGGGAACAGCGCAGUAUGGUCUCGGCGACCUGCUCGCCGCAAACGACGCCUACGAGGAGGGACUCAAGGUCGACCCUAACAACGCCGGGUUGAAGAAGGAUCUCGCCGCCACCCAGAAGGCGAUGAAGGCAGAGGCCGGUGGCGACGCCGGCGAUCCGACCGGUGGCCUCGGCAACAUGUUCAGUGACCCCCAACUCCUCCAGAAGCUCGCCGCGAACCCCAAGACGGCCGGCUUCCUCGCAGACCCCACCUUCAUGGCCAGGCUUCAGCAGAUGAAGGAGAACCCCAAGGGCUCGCCCGAUCUGUUCACCGACCCCCGCAUGCUCCAGGUCCUCGGUGUCUUGAUGGGCGUUGACAUGCAGAUGGGCAUGCCCGACGACGUCUCCCCGGAUGCCGAGAUGCGCGACGCCCCUCCCCCUCCCGAGUCGAAGCCCGCGCCUAAGAAGGCCCCGACCCCCGAGCCCGUGCCCGAGCCCGAAGAAGAGCUUGACGAGGAGGCUCUGGAGAAGAAGAAGGCCAAGGAGGCGGCCGACAAGGAGAAGGCGCUGGGCACCGAGAACUACAAGAAGCGCAACUUCGACGAGGCCAUCGCGCACUACACCAAGGCCUGGGAGCUGCACAAGGACAUCACCUACCUCAACAACCUCGGCGCCGCCUACUUUGAGAAGGGCGACUACGAGAAGGCCAUCGAGACGUGCACCAAGGCCGUCGAGGAGGGCCGCGAGAUCUACGCCGAUUUCAAGCUGAUCGCCAAGUCGUACGCCCGCAUUGGCACCGCCUACGAGAAGCUUGGCAACCUCGAGCUCGCCGUCGAGAACUACAAGAAGUCUCUGACGGAGCACCGCACCCCCGAGGUCAACGCCAAGCUGCGCGCGGCUGAGCGCAACAAGAUUGAGCAGGCGCGCCUCGCCUACCUCGACCCGGCCAAGGCCGAGGAGGCCCGGGAGGAGGGCAACAAGAAGUUCAAGGAGAGCGACUGGCCCGGCGCCGUCGCGGCGUACACGGAGAUGAUCAAGCGCGCGCCCGAAGACCCCCGAGGCUACAGCAACCGCGCGGCGGCGUUUGUCAAGCUGCUCGAGUUCCCCAGCGCCGUCGAGGACUGCAACACGGCCAUCAAGAAGGACCCGACCUUCAUCCGCGCCUACAUCCGCAAGGCGCAGGCCUUCCACGGCAUGCGCGAAUACUCCAAGUCGGUCGACGCCUGCACCGAAGCGGCCAAGGUCGACCAGGAGCACCACAAGGGCGCCAACGCCCGCGAGAUUGAGCAGCAGCAGCAGAAGGCCUUCAACGCCAUGUAUGCGGCUCGCGAGAACGAGUCGGAGGAGCAGACCAAGGAGCGCCUGGCCCGCGACCCCGAGAUCAUGAGCAUCAUGAACGACCCCAUCAUGCAGUCGAUCCUCCAGCAGGCGCAGUCGGACCCGGCGGCGCUGACGGAGCACAUGAAGAACGCCGACAUCAAGGCAAAGGUGCAGAAGCUGAUAGCGGCGGGAGUUAUCCGUGUCGGACGAAUGGACUCACCCAUGAAAGAAGCAUACGUCCAACUCAUCGAGGUUAUCGCGACAGACACGUCGGAUCCAACCGCGACAGAAGCCCACGUCCGCCAGCUCAUCACCUCCCUCCCCUCGGUCCUCCGCUCCCGCGACGAAGAUGAGCGCACAGCAUUACACCACGCAGCCCGCCUCGGCCGCGACGCCAUCGUCAACGCCAUACUCGAGACGAACCCCAAGUGCGACAUCGACGUCCAGGAUGCCGACAAGUGCACGCCGCUCCACCUCGCCGCGCGCAACGGCCACGCGGACGUGGUCGGCACUCUCCUUCGUCAUGGCGCCGAUGUCAGGGCCGAGGAGAGCUUCCGUGAGACGCCGCUGCACGAGGCGAGCCGAAAUGGGCACGCGGGCAUCGUGGGCGUGCUGAUUGAGAACGGAGCCGUCGUCGACGCGCCGAACCAGGACCUGGGGACGAGCCUGCACAUCGCAAGCCGCCGGGGCUGCGAGGACGCCAUCCGCGUGCUGCUCGACGCCGGCGCGAACCCGGCGACCAAGGACGCCGUCGGGGACACGCCGCUGCACGACGCCGCGCGGGGCGGGCACGAGGGCGUUGUGGCCAUGCUUCUCGCGACAGGGCUGGUGUCCAUCGAGGCGCAGAACGCCAACGACUUCACGCCGCUGAGCGUCGCGGCGCGCCACGGACGCGAGGCCAUCGUGAGGAUGCUGGUCGAGCAGGGUGCCGACGUCGAUACCAUGAGCAACGAAUACUGCACCCCCUUGCACCAGGCAGCGUCUGAGGGCCACGAUGGCGUCGUGCGGAUCCUCAUCGCCGCCGGCGCCGACGUGGACCUGCAGGACAAGGACGACCAGACACCGCUGCACGCGGGGGUCAUGUUCGAGCACGAGGCCGUCGUGGCGUCGCUGCUGGCGGCCGACGCGGACGUCGACGUGCGCGACACGGAGGACUGCACGCCGCUGCACCACGCCGUCAAGAACGAGAACAAGGCCAUGGUGCGCGACCUGCUCGAGGCCGGCGCCGACCCGACCGUCAUCUCGUCGACAGGCGAGACGCCACAGAGCCUCGCGAGGCUGCUGAGCCGCGGAGGCUCCAUCGUCGACCUGUUCAACUCGCCGCAGGUCGUUCCGAAGCAGGGCGUCGCGGCGUGGAACCAGCGGCCCAAGAGGGCGCGGCCGCCGUCGAAGCCCAACCAGGAGGCCGAGGUCGAGGCAUGCCGCCACUUCCAGGGCCUGUUCUGGUCCCCGACGAGCGAGUGCAGUUUCGAGAGCAUGAGCGUGUGGGACAUGCUGUACGACCCCGACACGGAGGACAAGCUCAGCCCGCGGCCGCCACCGGCGGCCGAGACCCCGGUCAAGAGCCCCGUGGGGAGCCCGACGAGGAGCCCAGCGAGGAGCCCCGUGCGGUCGAGGGCGCAUUCGAGAGCCGUCAGCCCGACGAGGAGCCCAGGGAUGUCGCCGGCCCGCACCCCCACCGCGUACUCGCCGCCUCAGUCGCCCCUACUCCAGCCGCCGUCAGGGGAUGGAGGGGGCGGCAGUCCGUCGGCAGCUCCGGCGGGGCUGAGCAUGAAGGAGAUGCGGAAGCACGUCAGCCAGAAGCGGCGCAAGAUCUCGUACGCGUCGCGGAGCAGGGACGAGAAACCGGUCAAGAGGUGGUUUCACCUCCCAGCGAACAACGUGGCGUGGGUGAUGGACCUCGUGCAGAGGAUCUGCGCGAUGGACCACCGGACGGACGCCGAGUGCGACCGGAUCAUUGCGUUUAUCGAGGAGACGUACCAUGAGAUCCGGAUCAACGCGCCGUAUCGGAAGCCACAUUUCAAGAUGGAGGCUGCGGCAGCGGCGGCGGCGGCGGCGGCGGCGGAAGGUGGUAGCGGAGGUGCGCCGAAUAUGGGGCCCAGUCCGGGACCCACACCCGGAGGAGGGGUCCCGGGCACACCGCCGGCGGUUCUGUCUCCGACGCCCGCGCCGCCCAAGUCGCAGAUGUUCUCCAUUGUUCUGCCCGUAAUCGACGUCGAUAUCGACGAGGGCACGAAGAGGAGUCUGCAGGACGUGCAGAUCGGAGACGAGGCGCGCGUGACUCCCUCUCGGCCGACGAUCGGGACCGAAGGCGGCGGCGGCGGCGGCGGAGGAGGGAACAGCGAAGGCAGGAGGGGGACGGCACGGCCGGCCGCGCCGGCCUCGGCGAACAAGCCCAGGCACCCGCUCGGCGCGAUGCCGACGAACCUCCAGCACCAUCUUUUCCCGCACCUGGCGCACUUUGACGCGAUGGCGAAGCUGCGCGCGAGCUUCACCAAGUCGGAGCUGCACGUGCCGCGGUCGCUGGACCAGUCGUACCACGAGUCCCUCAACGCCGCGGACCUGGCUCUGCGCAGCGAGAGCCAGGUCUUGUUCCGCUACCUGAGCCGCGUGGAGGCGCGUCUCACGGUGGCGGCAGCGGCGACCACGAUGAGGUCCGAUGCGGACGCGGCGGAGACGGAGGACGGGGGCGCGAGCCGGAGCCGGGCAAUGACGAUGACGACGACGACACAGCAGCCGCAUCAGCAGCAUCGGCAGCAGAAACGGCAGCAGAACCCGUUCGACAGGCACGUGCAGCGGACGCUGUCGCGGCAGAGCAGCUCGAAGCAGAAGAAGACGGACGGGACCAAGGCGGAGCUGGGGAGGAUGGCGGGGCGGCAGGACCAGGCGAGCAGCGUGCAGGCCAAGGUGUCACGCGAGAGGAGGCGGAUGGACCGGGAGCGGCGGAAGCAGAUCUUGGUCGUCGCGCAGCUUUGGGUGUGGAAGAUUGACGAGAACACGGUCAUCAGCGCGUUCCCCGACCGAUGGGACGACAAGAACGCCAAGACGCUGCUCAACGGCAUCAAGCACCGCGUGUUGGGGAUGCGGGACAUACGGUCCGAGACGACGGACAUGAUGCGCAUCGUCGAGGCCGUCCUCGAGAGCGCCGUCGGUCACAGCGAGGAGGAGUUCCACUUCCAGUUCGAGGGGCCGCGGAGCUACUGCAACGUCUUUGCGGCGUCCAUCGCUCAUGUUGUAAGUAGACUUCCCCUCCCCCUCCCCCUUCGAGCGAGUGUUCGAUAUUCAGGAGACAGAUCAGUCACACCGGAGAAGAUUGUUGCGGAUUUCUGUUUAAGCCAAGCGCUGACUUCGCCCACAUUACAGUCCAACGAGGUGAUGAAGCGGUACGCCAACUUCAAGGCCUCCAUCAGCAAGAUGGGCACGUCCAAGACGGUGCUGGACGACCUGCGGGCCGAGAUCGAGCUGCUGCAGGAGAUUGACGACGUGCGCGAGGAGAUCAACAUGAUCAAGCGGGUGCUCCGGUCGCAGGAGCGCGUGUUCGACGGGUUCCGCGAGGCCGAGGCGGGCCGCCGGCUCACGACCGGGGCGGCGACGGCGGCGACGGCGGCGGCUAUGACGGAGAGGCAGGGGGCCGUCAAGGCGUAUAAGCACCCGACGCUAGAUUUCUUCAAGAGGUUGGAGGAGGACGCGAACCGCGUCCGGGACUCGGGAUUCUUCAAGACAGCGUAUCACGACCUUGUUGGACUUGAGGCAGCGGGAGGCCAAUAUCGAGGAAGCGCUCUCGGCGAGCGAGCAGUCCAAGAUCCUUUUCAUUUUUACGGGGGCCACCGUCGUUUUUGCGCCGCUGUCUUGGGCUACUGGAAUCUUCCAGAUCGACGUCGUCGGCCUGGCCCAGCCAGCCACGGCCGGGACGCUGCUCCUUGCAUGCUUCCUCAGCCUGGUGGCGACGCUGCUGCUCAUCGCGCUCUCGCUGCAGAUAUACGAGUUCAUCACGCAGGGAAAGGCCACGCAGCUCUACCGGCGCGUCUUGGGCUUCUUCGCCGUGAGGAAGAGGGCGAGGCUGUCGGCCCGGGAGCGAGGCCAGUCGUCGCCGCCGCCGUCGCUCGGGGCGUCGACGCAGCUGAGCCUGCUGAGGCGGUCAUCCGUGUCGCAACCCGUGGCGAGCACGGCGGCCGAUGA